Molecule: messenger RNA, 916 nt
Organism: Aphanomyces astaci
Lineage: Eukaryota; Oomycota; Saprolegniomycetes; Saprolegniales; Verrucalvaceae
Exons: 9
Coding region: 66-632 (188 amino acids)
Biological process (GO): protein ubiquitination; ubiquitin-dependent protein catabolic process
Cellular component (GO): nucleus
Molecular function (GO): ubiquitin protein ligase activity; zinc ion binding
Source: RefSeq, a predicted model, not a curated record
CAAAGGCAUCAAUUUUCGUUGAAGCGCUCAAACCAGAGUCCCACCACCGACGCCUUCGUUCAUACAUGAGCUGCUCGCACUACGAACGAGGGUGCCAUCUCUUGGCGGACUGCUGCGGGGAAUGGUUUCCAUGCCGACUCUGCCACGACGACGAGAGCGACCACGCAAUGAAUCGACAUGCGGUGAAGCGAGUCCGUUGCCGCAAGUGUCGGUGCGAGCAGCAGCCUCAAAAGACGUGCGAAAAGUGCAAGCAUGUGCUCGGGCAGUACUUUUGCAGUGUCUGCAACCUAUUCGACCACAAGGGCGGCGACAAGGCCAUAUUCCAUUGCGACCAGUGCGGUAUUUGCAGAGUCGGCGGCCGCGACAAUUUCUUUCACUGUGGUACAUGUGUCGGGUGCUACCCCAUCUCUGGGCAGUCGACCCAUAAGUGCGUGAGUGAGGCGAUGCUCAAGGAAUGCUGCAUCUGCUUGGAGGUAGUAAUCUGGCCCUAUUUAUCUUGGUCGUUGAUGUUGUCGUGCUGUAUAUUAGGACAUGUUCAAUUCACGAGAAAGCCCGUCGAUCCUCCGGUGCGGACACAUUCUGCACAUGGCGUGCUUCAAGAGCAUGGCCAAGUUUGCGCGCACGAGAUUUGAAUGUCCGUUGUGUCGUGGCUCCCUUUUGUCGUCCGACGAUGAAGUAGCAGCACACGAUGACGAACGCGGCAUGGACGGGGGAAGCAAUCAUGCUGACCAGGUCGACGAAGACGGUUCGGAAGGAGGCGAUGACGAGUUUGAUGACGACAGCAGCUAUGAAUUGUUGGGAGAUAGUCCAAUGGACGACGAAGGUGACGACGAGCAGAUCGUGGGUGACGACAGAACCUUGUAGCUACAAAUAGAGACCAAAUUCCACCAUUUUUCAGUGUUUAUAAAUGUUCUAG